AUGCCUGGAAAGCGCCUGGUGAAAAAUGGAGCCCGUGGUUCACAACAGAGUUACAUGAAUAAAGUAAAGUUUGAUCCCUAUCGCUACAAGCUGGACGAUCAGAAGAUCCCAGCAGCUGUGAUAAGCACAAUGACUAGUUUGUGCUGUCGGCGCUGUUGUGACAUUCUUCAGUGGAAAGUGGAUUAUGGAAAGUAUAUCCCCUUGGAACGGUAUCGAAAGUGCAACUGUUGUCAUGAAAAGACUGUUGCCCUUUCGUACCACCACAUCUGUCAGAAGUGCGCCAUGGAGACGGGUCGCUGUGCGAAGUGUCAAAAGCCACCGAUUGUGGGAGUUACAACAACUGAUGCAGAUAAUGGCAAAGAGAAUGAACAUGAGGUAAAUGGACUACGAAAGAGAAAGGAGGAGAGCGAUGAUGAUGAUGAUGAUGAUGAUGAUGAUGAUGAAUGCUAUAAUUAUGAUGUGGAUGGGGAGGAAUAUGUAGCAAAGGAUGAUGCACCGAGCAAGUACGCUUUUGUGGACCAGGAAGAUUCUGACGAAGAGUUUAAACCAUUGCGCGGUUUAGACAUUCGACAAGUAAAGAACAAAAAGGUGGCGGCACAAAGGCAACAGGAAAGUGAUCGCGUAGCUCGUCUGAGAGAGCGCGAACGGCGAACAGUGCUCCGACGUGCAGCACAGGAAUCAAUGGGUGACGCAGAGCCAGAAGAUAGCGAUGAAGAGAUCUGA
Trypanosoma theileri is the source of this 723-nucleotide messenger RNA. RefSeq lists its product as uncharacterized. The record is from RefSeq and is a predicted model, not a curated record. Lineage: Eukaryota; Euglenozoa; Kinetoplastea; Trypanosomatida; Trypanosomatidae. The transcript has a single exon. The coding region runs from base 1 to 723 and encodes 240 amino acids.